Messenger RNA from Trichophyton rubrum CBS 118892, 1269 nucleotides. RefSeq lists its product as uncharacterized. Bases 1 to 1269 code for a protein of 422 amino acids. Gene Ontology annotation, biological process: protein lipidation; protein localization to phagophore assembly site; nucleophagy. Lineage: Eukaryota; Fungi; Ascomycota; Eurotiomycetes; Onygenales; Arthrodermataceae. The transcript is spliced from 5 exons. Gene Ontology annotation, molecular function: protein binding; phosphatidylinositol-3-phosphate binding; phosphatidylinositol-3,5-bisphosphate binding. Gene Ontology annotation, cellular component: extrinsic component of membrane; phagophore assembly site membrane; fungal-type vacuole membrane. The record is from RefSeq and is a predicted model, not a curated record.
AUGGCGAUGAAUUUUGUCACAUUUAACCAGGACUAUAGCUACCUAGCUGUCGGCACCGCGAAAGGCUUUCGCAUAUUCUCGACCGACCCCUUUGUGAAGAGCUAUGAGACAAAAGAAGGAAAUAUCGCCAUGCUAGAGAUGCUAUUUUCCACAUCUCUUGUCGCACUGAUACUCUCUCCUCGCCGGCUUCAAAUCACGAAUACAAAGAGACAGUCGAUUAUUUGUGAACUGACCUUCCCUACAACUGUGCUCGCUGUGCGCCUCAAUAGAAAGCGCCUAGUUAUCGUACUGGAGGAUCAAAUCUAUGUCUAUGAUAUCCAGACGAUGAAACUGCUGUACACGAUUGAAACAUCACCAAACCCGAACGCUAUUUGCGCUCUGUCUCCAUCGUCUGAUAAUUGCUAUCUUGCUUAUCCGCUUCCGCAGAAGGCUCCUCCUCCAUCGUUCACUGCUCCUACCCACACUCCUCCAGGAAAUUCACAUAUUGCUCCCACGAAUGGAGAGGUGUUAAUAUUCGAUGCCCAAAAGCUUGAAGCCAUCAAUGUUAUAGACGCGCAUCGAUCACCACUGUCGUGUAUCUCAUUGAACAAUGAUGGUACCAUGCUUGCUACCGCAUCUGAUAAGGGCACAAUUCUUCGUGUCUUUUCGGUCCCUGACGGCCAUAAGCUGUAUCAAUUUCGCAGAGGAUCGAUGCCAUCGACUAUAUACAGCAUGUCAUUCAACACUACAUCUACCCUGCUGUGUGUCUCAUCUGCCACGGAGACCGUGCACAUCUUCAAAUUGGGCCACCAAGGAACAGCAACCGGCUCCCCCGGUUCAACUGGAAGCGCGAACAGUUCACCACCGGGAAGCCGUCCGCGUGCGACUUCUGGUAGCAAAGGGCCAGACAUGGAUGGAUUCUUGGGACGCAAACAUGAUGGUACGUUCAUGGGUUUGAUAAGACGCACCUCACAGACACUCGGAACCUCAGUUGCUGCCACGGUAGGCGGAUACCUGCCUAAAGGUGUGACGGAGAUGUGGGAGCCAGCACGCGAUUUCGCCUGGAUUAAACUGCCCAAGCAUACCACAAAUUCUCAGCCACGGUCCGGGCCUGUGAGAAGUGUUGUUGCAAUGAGUAGCAAUACGCCGCAGGUGAUGGUGGUGACGAAUGAUGGUGUCUUCUACGUCUUCAACAUCGAUCUUUCGAAAGGCGGCGAGGGUACACUGACUAAACAGUAUUCCGUCCUCGACUCCAGCGAGAGACUGGGAUCGUCAGCAGCUGACUCCUGA